This is a messenger RNA of Colletotrichum orchidophilum, 1077 nucleotides long. RefSeq names its product parallel beta-helix repeat protein. The transcript has a single exon. Bases 1 to 1077 code for a protein of 358 amino acids. The record is from RefSeq and is a predicted model, not a curated record. NCBI's taxonomy places the organism in Eukaryota, Fungi, Ascomycota, Sordariomycetes, Glomerellales, Glomerellaceae.
AUGGUCAAGUCCUCCAUCCUCACGGCGGUGCUCACACUCGCCUCCUCGGCCGCCGCAGAAUGCGGCUUAGGCACACCCGACGCAAAGGUCACCGGCUCCGGAAGCGCCUUCGUAGCGACCAAGGGAUCCAGCCAGGUCUACAACGGCUCCGACUACCUCGCCGCCAUCCAAGCCGCCGUCGACUCCAUCAGCAGCGGCCAGCGCGUCUCUAUCAUUGCCUCCGGCUCCAUCGGCGCCGGAACCAUCGCCAUUCAGAGCGGCAAGACCUUUGAAGGCUGCGGAACCAUCAACGCCGCCCUCCGAGCGCCUCGCGGCGCCAUCGAGGUGACAGACGCCUCGGGCGUCACGAUCCCCUACCUCACCAUGACCGGAAACCCGUACUUUGCUCUGCGCUGCUUCGGCACAAAGGACCUCACCCUCGGCACUAUCAACAUGGAUCUCAGCGGCACCGAAAGCAUCGGCAUCCGAUUUGACCGCGACCAGGCCGCCAAUACCAAUGUCAAGAUGGGCACCGUCACCGUCACCGGCGCCGGCAGCCACGCCAUCGAGACCUGGAACAUUGACGGCCUGACCAUCGACCAGGUCAUCGCCAAAAACUGCGGCCAGUGUGGACUGCUGCUCCAAAAGACCACAAAUGCACAAGUCGGCUUCGUCUCCGGCACUGAUGUUGGUGCCACCACCGGCUACGCAACCCUCCGUUUCGCCAACAACAACGGCCAGCUCCCCGACGGCAGCUACACCCCAAACAUCUUCGUCAAAAACGUCUUCUCCCGCCGCGGCGGCCGCGGCGUGUUCUGCGUCUCGGAGUCGGGCGGUGCUGUGAUUGACUCCAUCGACCUCGCCGACAACGUCAAUAACGCCAUCCUAAUUGAGAACUGCUACGACGUCACCAUCAAGGGCGGCAAAGUCAAGGGCGGCGGCCAGGUCCGCAUCUCUGCCCGCACCGAGUUCCCCAACACCAAGGACAUCAGCAUCACCGCCGAGGUCGACGACACCACCGUUCUUGAGGACCCCUGCGGCGUGAACAUCACGUGGAACCUUUCUGGCAACGCCCCUCGCACUCUCUGCCAGAAGUGA